Messenger RNA from Micropterus salmoides (largemouth bass), 3188 nucleotides. It is a transcript of the gene slc6a16a, whose product is annotated as solute carrier family 6 member 16a. Gene Ontology annotation, biological process: sodium ion transmembrane transport. Bases 39 to 2390 code for a protein of 783 amino acids. The transcript has 12 exons. Gene Ontology annotation, cellular component: membrane. Lineage: Eukaryota; Metazoa; Chordata; Actinopteri; Centrarchiformes; Centrarchidae. The record is from RefSeq and is a predicted model, not a curated record.
UCUCCCCCAUUGGCUCCAGCUGCACUAACUUCUCUUAUAUGUCUUUUAGGGUUGGCGACGACAGAGUUUGUUCCAGCGCAAGAAACGUGGCUACAAGUUGUCAAGCCUAUCUGCCUCAACAAGUUGUAUUUGUUAGUCUGACUAUUGCCAAAACCAAAAAAAAAAAAAAAAAAGGAAAAGGAAAGAGUCUAAACGUAGCGUUCCUAGACAGGGACAAAAAGGGACGAACAGAGAAACCAACCAAGACUUCUGGAAACUCUACUCCACUGUUGGACCGUGCUGUCAGCAUGACAGAGAAGCCUCCUCUGGACAGCAACGGGGAUGAGGCUUGGCUGAGCGAGGGCCAGUCUGAAACUCAGCUUACAACUGCACAAGGUCUAGACGGAGAUGAGACAUAUGAUGAAGACCGGCCAGCAUGGGACUCUAAGAUUCAGUAUGUGUUGGCCCAGGUAGGAUUCAGUGUGGGCUUAGGGAAUGUGUGGAGGUUCCCAUACCUUUGCCACCAAAAUGGAGGAGGGGCCUUCAUGCUGCUGUAUGUUUUUCUUUUACUGAUUGUGGGAGUUCCACUGUUUUUUAUGGAGUUGGCAGCUGGCCAAUGCAUUCGGCAGGGCAGCAUUGGUGUGUGGAAGCACAUCUCCCCAAAGCUGGCAGGGAUCGGCUACUCCAGCUGCAUGGUCUGUUUUUAUGUGGCUCUUUACUAUAAUGUUAUCAUUGCAUGGAGCCUGUUCUACAUGGGUAAUUCUUUUCAGUAUCCUCUGCCGUGGGAGCACUGUCCAGUCGAUGUAACCACCAAUGACACAGUGAAAGAAUGUGCAAGUUCUUCCCCAACGUCGUAUUUCUGGUUUCGGAAAGCCCUUAACAUCACAAAUUCUAUCGAAGAAUCCGGAGAGUUUAACCCCAUCAUGACCGGCUGUUUAUUGGCUGCUUGGACAAUUGUCUCUUUGGCUAUGAUCAAGGGCAUCAAGUCUUCUGCAAAGGUGAUGUACUUUUCCUCGGUCUUUCCCUAUGUGGUGCUCUUUAUUUUCCUCAUCAGAGGGUUGAUGUUGGACGGUGCGAUAGAUGGAAUCACCUAUAUGUUUUAUCCUAAACUUGAAAUCUGGGGUAAUGUGCAGGUGUGGCGGCAAGCUGCCACACAAGUGUUUUUUGCCCUUGGACUGGGCUAUGGCUCCGUUAUUGCGUAUUCCUCCUACAAUCCAGUCCACAACAACUGCCACAGGGACGCGCUGAUGGUCUCCGGCAUCAACUUCAUGACAUCUGUGCUGGCCUCACUAGUGGUUUUUGUCGUGCUGGGUUUCCGUGCCAAGAACAUCGCACUGCGCUGUGUUGCUGAAAAUCUUGGUCUUCUAAGCAUCAUGACAUCCUAUAAAUCUAACCAGAGCCUGGCUGGCCUUGGUUGGCCUUGGAUCAACGCGACAGAUCCAAGCUCUGUAUCUAUAGCUGAAUACAGACAGUGGUACAGUGACCACAGCGCCAUGGUGGGUCCUAACAUCACUGACUGCAGUCUGGAGGAGGAGAUGAAUAAGGGUGUUGAAGGGACAGGCCUGGCAUUCAUAGCAUUUACCGAGGUGAUGGCCCUUUUCCCUGCCAGCCCCUUCUGGUCCACACUGUUUUUCCUAAUGCUGCUCAACCUGGGCCUCAGCACCAUGUUUGGCACCAUGCAGGGAAUCCUCACACCUCUUAUGGACAACUUUAGCCUCUUGGGGCGCCACCGGACACUACUGACAGUGUCCAGCUGUGCUUUGGGGUUCUUAAUGGGACUGUUGUUCACCCAGCGUUCAGGCAACUAUUUUGUGACUAUGUUUGAUGACUACUCUGCAACUCUACCGUUAGUCAUUGUGGUAGUCUUUGAAACCAUUAGUGUGGCGUGGGUUUAUGGAACAGAUCGCUUCCUGGAUGACAUUGAAGUUAUGCUCAAAUGGCGUCCUCCAGUGAUUUACAAAUACCUUUGGAAAUAUGUUUGUUUACUAGCAAUGGUUGGUCUUCUGGCUGCCAGUUUGUUACGCAUGGUCUUCAAAGCACCCACAUACACCGCCUGGAAUGAAAGCACAGCCUCUGAGAUGACCCUUGAGUACCCCGGCUGGGCCCUUGCGAUGAUUGUCAUGCUUAUAGUUGUUGCCACCCUGCCUGUGCCUAUUGUCUACAUCAAUUUCAUGUUGAAAAACAGGGUCCGUAACUCUCGCUCCGAGGAGGUAGGCAGCCAGGAGGUGCAACGCGAGUUGUAUACAAAGUGCAGCUCCACAGAGCAGCUGGGUUCCAUUUCCCACCACCAAGUCCCUUCUGAAGAAGACGAGGAUCAUCCCAGGACUGCCUUCCUGCCGAUGGGCAACGAACACUACCAGCUCCUGCCCCAGCAGGAGGAGGAAGAUGAGGAACAAGAUACAGGAGUGUGAGCACAGCUAUGGGAGGGUAGACGUGUGUGCAAGGACAAAAGUUUAAAUAUUGAACCUCAGAGAGUAAUAGAGCAAGACUCUGCAAGAGUGAUUACAAAAUGAAGGGAGGGCGGUCAUAAACAGCAUCUUUUUAAUCUGAGUCUUUGGGUUCAACAAGCUCUACAUUGUUGACAAGCUAUUAUAACUAUUUAUAUUAUUGAAGGGACAUUUCCAGUGAAAUCAAAAGCUUUUUAGAUUCUGUAAAUAUGGAACUACUGCCCUCCGUUCAUUUUCUGAACCACUCAUGUAGUUCAGAAAAUAAAAACACUCUCAUAGUACAUGAAAAAAGGAAUAAGCUGCUAUAUUUGGUGAAACAAAGACACUAUGGAAGGUUUUAGAGGAGGCAAUUGACCAGCCACCAGCAUGUCAAAGUAGGUUUGUGUAUUGUUUCUGCUGGCCAUAUUUCAUGUGUGCUCAUAGUUGAGCUAUCCAGUGGCUGGCUAACUGAGGAAGGCAAGGACAGACAGAAAUUGUGCUUUAUGAUGAGUAUUUUUAACUAAAUUGCAAAUAUGGAUUUGCAUGAUAACAUUCUACCUUGAGGAACGUGUGUGUGUGUGUGUGUGUCUAUUUUAACAUUUGUGUUCAUUUCUGUUUUGAAUCAGUUUGCAUGUGAAAUGACAGAUGUUAUGAAUAACUUUAUUUGACAUUUUAUUUGUAUAAUUUUACCUCAUAGGACCACAGCAAUGUUUGUACGUGUGUUCUGUUGUAGCAGUAAUGUACUGUAGACGAGGACUUCAAUAAACCUCUAGAUGGCAGCAA